AUGAUUGAUGUCUCCAAAGGGAGUAAAGCUCCUGGUAAUAAUCGCAAGGGCAGGCGAUCUAGAGAUACGUCUGACGAGGAUCCACCUAAAGAGGAAAGCUUUCGUGGAGGGGGCUGUGGGAGUGACAGGAGUAGCCCAGCAGUCAUGACAUCUGUUGGACGUAGGUCAAGCAGUUGGGGUGCCGCUAAUAGCAGGGGCUUCCCUCGCAAAUUUGGAAAUGUCCUGAAGCUCCGUCGGCGUCGCAAAGUGCGCUGUAAACAAUGUGAGGGCUGCCUGGCUGAUGACCGCGGUGUCUUCGUUUAUAUUUUUGUACCUAACGUUGAUGUAAUAACGUACUGUUCAUCUCUCUCUCUCUCUCUCUCUCUCUCUCUCUCUCUCUCUCUCUCUCUGCCUUCUGAUACUUGUUUCUUUGACCUAUUUGGUACAAAUCUCUCUUCACUGUUGUUAUAUUUUAAGUCCUUAGGAUUUCUUUGA
This is a messenger RNA of Acanthosepion pharaonis, 474 nucleotides long. NCBI's taxonomy places the organism in Eukaryota, Metazoa, Mollusca, Cephalopoda, Sepiida, Sepiidae. The record is from the annotation of a GenBank genome assembly.